CGCAGUGAGGCAGGCACUUCAUGUGUUCGUCGUCGUCGGUGGAGGUCACAGACAUCCGAGCAGGUUCAGGUUGCUGUCAUGGCAAAGUUAUUUGAGUCCAUUGGGAAGUUGGGGCUCGCCCUGGCCAUCGGUGGGAGUGUGGUGAACUCUGCCCUCUUCAACGUUGAUGCAGGGCACCGGGCCGUGAUCUUUGACCGGUUCAGAGGUGUACAAGAAGAAGUUGUCGGUGAAGGAACCCACUUCCUCAUUCCCUGGGUUCAGAAGCCCGUCGUCUUUGACUGCCGUUCCCGUCCACGCAAUGUGCCUGUCAUCACAGGGAGUAAAGAUCUGCAGAAUGUAAACAUCACACUGCGUAUCCUCUUCCGGCCGGUGACGGGUCAGCUGCCACGAAUCUUCACCAGUAUCGGUGAGGACUACGAUGAGAGGGUACUACCAUCCAUCACCACAGAGGUCUUAAAGGCUGUAGUGGCUAGAUUUGACGCUGGGGAGCUCAUCACUCAGAGAGAGCUGGUAUCUCGGCAGGUUAGUGAGGAUCUUACAGAAAGAGCUUCCACCUUUGGCCUCAUCUUGGAUGACGUUUCACUGACACACUUGACCUUCGGAAAGGAAUUCACAGAGGCCGUUGAGAUGAAACAGGUGGCCCAGCAGGAGGCUGAGAGAGCCCGUUUCGUUGUAGAAAAGGCAGAGCAACAGAAGCAGGCAGCCAUCAUCUCUGCCGAAGGAGAUUCCCAGGCUGCCUUGCUCAUUGCCAACUCUCUGAUGGAGGCUGGUGAUGGGUUGGUAGAGCUACGUAAACUUGAGGCCGCUGAGGACAUCGCCUUCCAGCUGUCGCGCUCCCGCAAUGUCACUUACCUCCCGUCGGGGCAGGGCACGUUGCUUCAGCUGCCCCAGUGAUCGGAUCCCUGCUCCAUGUGGCCACCAGCUCUGACACGGGCCGUGGAGAGGGUGGUUAGAAGAUGCAAUUUAGGGGUUUUUCAUCGUUGCACAUUCCUCCCACUCUUUCUCUAACCACCAUUGGACUGGGCACUGCUGACAGCAGCAUGGUGGGAGAUGGAGUGAGAGGUUUGUCAUGGAUACAUGUAUGAAGUCCACCCUUGUAUAUGGAAAUGAAGGGGUUAAUUUUUGCCAUCUUUGAUAGCUCAUAUACACAUUACAUAGUACUUUGAGGGUGAUCAGCAAUGCAGUAAAUUCCCAUGUCAAAUUAUCCCGCAAUGAAAUCUCAAGUAUGUGUUCAUUUUACACAAGUGAAAAUUGUGUAUGAUUCAUUUUGAAACGCAUUCAAUUGCAAGUGAUAUGGGCUGAUAUUCUGUUAUUGUUGUGCUGCAAAGUUUAAGCAAGUUGUGUAACAGUCGUCUAAUGAAAAAUGGAAUGGAAUCUCUUGACUUUUCAAGGUUUUGUUUUCGUGAAUAAUAAUGCCACCCCCUAUCAAUUGAUUUGUGCCUGCUGGGCAGUAGAGGAUGACCUCUCAUUCUUUACUGUUCUUGCUGUCUUUCAAUAAUGAAAAUGGAAGGAAAAGAAGUAAGACCCACAAUUCAGAAUUGGCUUAACUUAAUAAAGUUUUCUUUCUACC
Molecule: messenger RNA, 1570 nt
Organism: Cololabis saira (Pacific saury)
Lineage: Eukaryota; Metazoa; Chordata; Actinopteri; Beloniformes; Belonidae
Gene: phb1
Product: prohibitin
Exons: 7
Coding region: 79-894 (271 amino acids)
Biological process (GO): mitochondrion organization
Cellular component (GO): mitochondrion; membrane
Source: RefSeq, a predicted model, not a curated record